Macrosteles quadrilineatus (aster leafhopper) is the source of this 1863-nucleotide messenger RNA. RefSeq names its product zinc finger protein 708-like. Bases 533 to 1576 code for a protein of 347 amino acids. The record is from RefSeq and is a predicted model, not a curated record. Lineage: Eukaryota; Metazoa; Arthropoda; Insecta; Hemiptera; Cicadellidae. The transcript is spliced from 2 exons.
GGCUUAGUCCAGUUAGUUGUAGCAGUAUCAUCACUAUGAUUAGUACCAAUACCACAGAAGGCAAUAGAGAGACAAACAGAUAAGAAUUAACAAGAAAAUAAACAAAUUCAAACCAUCAAAGUUUAUUUGGAUUUGUUGCAGCAGAAAAACUUUAGCACUAUUGUUUUCAGAAGUGGCAAUAGACUAUCCUAGGCAUAAGAAAAGAAACUGGAACAUAUUAUUUUUUAUGCUUUAAAAUUGAAACACAAUUCAAGCAGCACAAAAAAAUUGAACAAAAAAGACAAACAGAUAAAAGGAAAAUUCCACUCCUAUACUACACUUCCAACACAUCUGUAUCAAGAUUUGAGCAAGAGGGAUGUCUGAAAAUUGAAUGAGAGCCCUGUGUAACUAUUGGACCAUUUAACAAAUCCUUCAAACAAGAGAAGUAUUAACAUAAACAUUAAAAGCAUGCUGACUAUAGUUGAUUCAUGUAGGCUAGUUAGUUUCUAGGUUAUCUGACAAGAUCAAAAAGUUAGAUAGUGAAAGGUAAAAAAUGUUAAAUAACAUUAAACAGCUUCCUUACAAAUGUCUAUUAUGUACAACAGUCUUCUCAUCUCAGUGGAAAAUGAGAAAUCAUAUAUUAGAGCAUACAGGUGAGCGCCCCUUUAAAUGUUUAAUAUGUGAGAAAACCUUUAUACAAAUAGGUCAAGCAAAACGUCAUUUGUUGACACACUCUGGGGAGAGCCCUUAUAAGUGCACUAUAUGUGGAAAGUCCUUCAAAGCCAAAAGAAAUAUGAAGGCACAUGCAUCGGUUCAUACUGGGGAGCAACCUUAUAAGUGCAAUACAUGUGGAAAGUCCUUAACGAACAAACGCAGCAUGAGGAGACAUGCAUUGGUUCAUACUGGGGAGCAACCAUAUAAGUGCACUACAUGCAGGAAAUCUUUCUCAUCCAAAUACGCAUUGAUGCUACAUACAUUGAUACAUACUGGGGAGCUACCUUAUAAGUGUGCUACAUGUGGAAAGUCCUUCAAAUACAAAAGGUAUAUGAAGGAACAUGCAUCGGUUCAUACUGGGGAGCAACCUUAUAACUGCAAUACAUGUGGAAAGUCCUUUACGAACAAAGGCAGCAUGAGGAGACAUGCAUUGAUACAUACUGGGGAGCGACCUUAUAAGUGUGCUACAUGUGGAAAGUCCUUCAAAUACAAAGGAAAUAUGAAGAGUCAUACAUCAUAUGUUCAUACUGGAGAGCUGCCUCAUAAGUGCACUACAUGCAGGAAAACCUUCUUAACCAAUUGCGCAUUGAUGAGACAUACAUUGAUACAUACUGGGGAGCGACCUUAUAAGUGUGCUACAUGUGGAAAGUCCUUCAAAGACAAAGGACAUAUGAAGAGACAUACAUUUGUUCAUACUGGAGAGCAAACUCAUAAGUGCACUACAUGCAGGAAAACCUUCUCAACCAAGUUUGCAUUGAUGAGACAUACAUUGAUACAUACUGGGGAGCGACCUUAUAAGUGUGCUACAUGUGGAAAGUCCUUCAAAGACAAAGGACAUAUGAAGAGACAUACAUUGGUUCAUACUAGGCAGCCCAAUUAUUAGUUAAGGACUUGUGUAAAAUCUAUCACAUAUAAAAUAAACGGUAUCAGCAUUCUGACACAUACUUUUUCCCAUAAGCUUGUGAACAACCUUUAUCAUAAGCGGUGAGAGUAAAUAUAUAUUUUAUCGUUAAAAAUAACAAAAGUUGCAAUCACUUUUGGACCGUGAUUGAUACAGCAAUGGGGUGUUGUACUAUUUUCUUUAGAAUUAUGAGGACCAAAACAUAUUAAUUUUGAUCAAAACCAGCUUUAAAAAAAAACUCAGAUUUUUUAAAAUUGUAUGUUUGGUUA